This is a messenger RNA of Entrophospora sp. SA101, 1176 nucleotides long. Lineage: Eukaryota; Fungi; Glomeromycota; Glomeromycetes; Entrophosporales; Entrophosporaceae. The record is from the annotation of a GenBank genome assembly.
AUGGUAAAGCCUAUUCAAUCUAGUGAUAAAUAUAAUGUCAACAUGACUUCAUCUAUUAAUACUUCUAUUAUGAAUCAAAAUCGAAAACAAGACAUAAGGCAACUUGUUUCACAACCGAAAAAUAAUACAUCCAAGACUACUACUGUCUUACCAUAUAACGAAUAUUCUUUAUCCAAGGAUAGAUUCUAUAAUGCUCAAGAUUCAUCAUCACAAAAUGUUAUUGUAAAAAAUGAACCAUUGUUAUCAUCAACAACUAAUAUAACUACUAAUAACCAUAAAAUCCCGUUAAUUAAAUCACUUAAAUUAAAUAAUCCAGAUAUUCAAGAUUUACCUGUUGGUACAUGUUUGUUCUUGAAAAAUUUGUUUCUUACAAAUAAUAAAUGGGAAAUUUUGUUUUACGAUAUUUUUAGUCAAUAUGGUGAAAUAUUACAAAUAUUUGUUAAUAGAAAUGUGUAUAAUCAUGCGUUAAUUCAAUACAAAAAUGUUGAAAGUGUAAAGAAUGCAAUUGAAAAAGAAAAUGGUAGAAUUUUCAAUGGAUCAAGACUAGGAAAAGCCCAAAAGCCUCAAAUUGAUUACGAUAGAGAAUACUCGCCUGUUACCAAUUAUUACGUCGACCUUGAUCAUUAUUGUUCGUAUCAAAAGGAAAUUGAUGAAAAGAAAAAUUAUGGUGAACCUCACCGUCAUGAUAAAAUUAAAGAAAAACGAUCAAUGAACCGACCAAAUCCUUAUAAAAUUCCAAAUAAAGACUUUAAUGCCGCUGAACAGAGAUUAUCACGUGAUUAUAACAAUAAACCUAUUUCUCCCGAGCUUACUAACUCUAAUUAUCCAAAUAUUGAUAUGUCCAAGAUCGAUCCUAACUUUUUGAAAAGCUUUGAUUUUGUUUCUCUUGCAAAUUUGCUUAAUUCAAUACCGCAAUAUCAACAGCAAAACAAACUUUCCAACAGUGUUAAUUCAAAUCCACUACUACAACCAAACUUAAUAGUUUCAAAUAACGUGGAAUUACAAAGAAAUUCAAACUACAAUAAUUCAUCAACUAAGGACAUUAAUAUUAAUAUAAUUCCCAAUCAAUCAUAUUCGGAAAUGUAUCCGAAUAACUUUUUUCCUCAAUACAAUGCCCCUUAUUAUAACAAACCAUCAUUUAACAACAUUCACACUUCACAAAUAAAUCAUUUAUAA